Seriola aureovittata is the source of this 2763-nucleotide messenger RNA. Its product is annotated as zinc finger protein 260-like. The record is from RefSeq and is a predicted model, not a curated record. Gene Ontology annotation, biological process: central nervous system development; regulation of transcription by RNA polymerase II. Gene Ontology annotation, cellular component: nucleus. Lineage: Eukaryota; Metazoa; Chordata; Actinopteri; Carangiformes; Carangidae. The transcript is spliced from 4 exons. Gene Ontology annotation, molecular function: RNA polymerase II cis-regulatory region sequence-specific DNA binding; DNA-binding transcription factor activity, RNA polymerase II-specific.
GCCGCGCGGCGAUACAAUAGUCACUUGGAGGGAGGAAGAUUUUCCACGAAACGCGGCGGAUUGAAGCGAGAGCUGCAGUAAAAUGUCUAAGUCCGAGGUUCUGAGAGGUUUUGUUACUGAGAGACUCGCCGCCGCCUCCCAGGAAAUCUUAGCGGCCGUGGACGGACUCGUAGCCGGAUACGAGGAGGAGGCGUCGGGCUUCAGACAGGAGAUCGACCGGCAGAGGAGACUACUGGAGGUUGUCCUGCAGCCUCGGGUCAUACUCAACACAGCCGGUGUGAAGCGCAGCAGGAGACUCCGCCAUGAUGAAGAGGAUAACGAAGAUGAGUACGACAAGAAUCUAGAUAUGAAUAACAGAACUCCAUCAAGGUCUUUUUCCUCCAGAGGUCAGUAUUUGCAGAGGAAGCACAGCGGACCUCAGAUCAGUGAAACUCAGAACCUAGUGGACCUCAGGAUCCGAUUCCAGGAGAACCCACAGACCGAAAUACCUUCAAAAGAAAAUGUUCAGUAUCUGUUCCUGAUUAAAGAAGAGGUUCCCCUUGAGUUGAGCCCUCGUCUGGAUCAGGAGGAACCAGCGAACCCACCUCUUAAAGAGGAACAGGAGGAACUCCGGACCAGUCAGGAGGGAGAACAGCUUCAAAGGUUGGAGGAGGCUGAUGAUGCCAAGGUCCCACUCACUCCUGUCCAUGUGAAGAAUGAAGAUGAUGAGGAGAAACCUCAGUCUUCACAGCCUCAUCGAAGCCGAACUGAAGAGAGCAGAGAGGCAGAGCCUCCGUCCAGCAGCUCAGCUCAGCAGAUGGAAACAGAGGCUGAUGGAGACGACUGUGGAGGAUCUGAACCAGACAGGAACUUAGAUCCACAUGGUCAUCUUCAACCAGACACAGAUGAAGAGGCCACAGAGUCCUCCGAGACUGAAGACAGUGACAUUGAUUGGAAGGAAACCAAAGCAAGAUUUAAGGGACAGACGAAUCUUAGGUGGCACACCAACGCCCAUACAGGAGAGAAACCAUUUGUUUCUGAUGUUGGUGGGAAAGAAUCCUACCAACAGCAUCAUGUCACAGCGGACGUGAAAGUCCAUACAGGAGAGAAACCAUUUGGUUGCACUGUUUGUGGGAAGGGAUUUAAGGGGAAGAGGAAUCUUACUAAGCACAUUAGAAUCCAUACAGGAGAGAAACCAUUUGGUUGCACUGUUUGUGGGAAGGAAUUUAAGGGGAAGAGGAAUCUUACUAAGCACAUUAGAAUCCAUACAGGAGAGAAACCAUAUUAUUGUGAUGUUUGCGGGAAAAGAUUUCACCGACAGGAUCAUCUUACGGUGCACACAAGAGUCCAUACAGGCGAGAAACCAUUUGGUUGUGAUGUUUGUGGGAAAAGAUUUAACCAACAGCAACAUCGUAAGAUGCACAUGAGAGUACAUACAGGAGAGAAACCGUUCAGUUGCAGUCUUUGUGGGAAAAGAUAUCCACGACAGGGCGAACUUACGGUGCACCAGAGAGUCCAUACAGGAGAGAAACCAUUUGGUUGUGAUGUUUGUGGGAAAAGAUUUCAUAGACAGUGGCUUUUUAAGGUUCACAUGAGAGUUCAUACAGGAGAGAAACCUUUGAAUUGAAGUUUUUGUGGUGAACAAUUUAUGUAUCGUUCAACCAGCGUUAACCAUAUGAAGACAUGUAAACACAAGUAUGUUACUGAGGGCAGCAGCAGUAACUGAAGCUUCACAGUUGCUGGUUGAAAUGAACUGGAAGACCUCAUCACAGCAUCAUUGAAAUGCAGAGCAUAGGUAACAUUCACCGGUGAAAUUUGUAUGAAAGUGUAUCACAAGUCAACGGUAUUGUUCUAUGUCAUUCUUACACGUUUGUAUUUUUCUAUUGUUUAACUGGGUUUCAUUAUUGCCCAUAUCUAUCUGUAUACUAAAUUAUUUUGUCAUUGUGACAGUCUGAGUUUAUGUAUUUUUGUUUGAGAAAUAAAUUCAGACUUAAUUUAUUUCAGUUACUGAUGAAACAAGUUGUAACUGUACAAUAUUGUUGUAUUGCUUUGAGACUUUGGGUGAUGGCUGGAUGUUGAAGUGUUUUCCCAAUCAAGGGGAGAAGAUUUUGUACAUUUAGUUGAUGAUUUAAAUGUAGUACUUGUAAUAAUUUUUACAUUGUUGUAUUAUUACUUUUAAUAAAAUUAAGAAUACUUUUUCCUCCACAUUUUCACAAAAUAGGGUACGGUACAGUUUAGCAAAACUGUUCAAACAAAAAGUAAAAGAAUAGUAAAAUUUAGUGACCCUCUCAUUUUUCUCAAAUAUCUAAUUUCACUCUACAUAAAACAUAAUGGUGUUUUACAAAGACCGCAUAUUUGUCAAGUACCCAGGUACAGGUGAUGAUUUGUGGAGUGAGUUUCAAGGUAAAUAUAUUAUAAAACAGCUGUUUCAUAGCAAUAAGGCAAAUGUCUGGCUGAUCUGAUAGGAUGACGGCUGCAUCACUCCUGCUUAAAUAUUGGUUAGCACAAGUGGUGCAGGGCGCCUUUUUCCUUAUUAACAGAUCUACAGUGCAGAAUGAAUUGUGGUUGGAAUGACACUGUUAUUAACUUUUUAUUAGAUUUUCAAAUAUUCAACAAUACAGAAAGGGCAGAGGUUAAACCCUGUUAAACAAUAAAAUGAAAUACAAAUGUAAAUUAAUAAGGAUAUUACAGUUAACUUGUGUUACACUUUUAUUAAAACAAUAACAUUUCACUGCAACUCUCCGCUGUGUCCGCUGCGUCUCUCCUCAUCACGGUAACUACAGC